This is a messenger RNA of Effrenium voratum, 2566 nucleotides long. The record is from the annotation of a GenBank genome assembly. NCBI's taxonomy places the organism in Eukaryota, Dinophyceae, Suessiales, Symbiodiniaceae.
CUUUGGCGCUCCGACACUGUUCCCGUAACUGAGGCACUCUCUUGAAUCAUCCUCGUGUGAACCGGUCGUUCAGAGGGCUGAUUGCACAGCCCCCGGCUUGUUUUGCAGAUGUUGGGCUUGUCGUGUUACGGAUGGGGCGUUGUUGGCACUUGUGAUGUUUUGGCACUUGCGGAGUUGGCUUAUCCUCCAUCCCAGACAUUUGAAACUCGAGGCCUCAGCCUCAGAUCGACCCAGCUUCCAUGGCUUUGUGCCUCUUGCUCCUUCUGCUCCCGCUCUGCGGUGCGCAGCAGCCGGGCACGUUGAAAUCGGAAGGCAAUCCUACCAUGGCCGUGAAGGAGUGCACCAAAGCCGGCGGCUGCACGACCAAAGAGCACAAGUUGGUCCUGGACGCCAAUUGGCGUUGGAUCCACACGACGGAGGGUUCCAAGAACUGCUACACGGGCAACAAGUGGGACAGCAGCAUCUGUACCGAUCCGGACACCUGUGCCCAGGGCUGUGCCCUGGAGGCAGUGGAUGCAGGGCAGUACGAGAGCAUCUAUGGCAUCACAGCUGUGCCGGGCGGCGUUCGCCUGAACUUUGUGACCGGCUCCAAUGUCGGUUCUCGGCUGUUCCUCCUGGAAGAUGAUGAGACUUACAAGCUCUUCAAUCUCAAGAACCGAGAAUUCGCCGUUGAUGUAGACUCCUCAACGGUGGAGUGCGGCAUGAACGGGGCCAUGUACUUCAUUGAGAUGGCAGCUAAUGGUGGCAAGGGCCGCGGCUACAACGCUGCAGGGGCCAAGUAUGGCACUGGAUAUUGCGACGCACAGUGCCCCCACGAUGUCAAGUUCAUCGGUGGCAAAGCGAACUCCAAGGAUUGGAAACCUCAUCCCAAAGAUUUCAGCAAUUCCAUGGGCCUUGGACACUAUGGUGCCUGCUGUGCUGAGAUGGACAUCUGGGAAGCGAACAACAUGGCAACGGCCUACACCCCGCACCCUUGCCGCAUUGACACCCCGGGGCAGUACAUGUGCGAAGGCACUGAGUGUGGCGACAACGACAGCGGGGAGCGGUAUGAUGGGCUGUGUGACAAGGACGGCUGCGACAUCAACCCCUUCCGCAACGGCAACACCACAUUCUAUGGAAAGGGGGCUAGCUUUGCCGUGGAUUCUGCCAGGCCCAUGACUGUGGUCACGCAGUUCCUUACAGCGGAUGGAACCGAUGAUGGUGACCUCUCUGAAAUCCGCCGCUUCUAUGUCCAGGAUGGCCGCGCAAUUUCAAGCCCGUCCAUUAUGACUCUCCCGAAAACGCCGGACUCCAUCACGGACGAGAUGUGCGCGGACAUGAAGGACCUCUUCGAGAACGAGAACGACUUCGCGGAGAAAGGCGGAAACAAGGCCAUGGGCGAGUCCUUGGAGCGUGGCCACGUUGCGGCUUUCUCGCUGUGGGACGACAUCGACGUUCACAUGAUGUGGCUGGAUUCCUGCUACCCCGAAGACAGACCAUGCAGCGGCCCAGGCGUUCACCGCGGAAUGUGCCCGGGUGGUGAGGAGAGCUCUCCCCAAAACGUGCGCAGCAAGCACCCGCAGGGAUACGUGACCUUUGCCAACGCGGCCGUGGGCGAGAUUGGCUCCACGCAGCCUGUGUAUCCUGGGACUCCAAUGACGUCGCUUCCCCCGGCGACCACCGUGGCUACCACUUCGAGCACAACGUCGGUGCCAAGUACGACCACCGCCAUGACGUCGCAGACGGCGCCGGUGACCUCCACACAGCCAGCGUCCUGCGCAGGGGCCUGGCAGCAGUGCGGAGGGCGAAACCAUGCUGGCCCGACCUGCUGCACGGAGGGGUACCGCUGCGUUUUGGGCAAUGAGUGGCACUCGCAGUGCAAGCCCGUGACUUCAACCACCACAUCGAGCGCGACGGUGGUGCCAAGUACGACCACCGCCAUGACGUCGCAGACGGCGCCGGUGACCUCCACACAGCCAGCGUCCUGCGCAGGGGCCUGGCAGCAGUGCGGAGGGCGAAACCAUGCUGGCCUGACCUGCUGCACGGAGGGCUACCGCUGCGUCGUGGGCAAUGAGUGGUACUCGCAGUGCAAGCCCACCACAGAGACGGCCUUUGCCCAAGCUGCGCCACAGAAGUCCAACAGCCGUCGCCACAAGUUUUUGGGUCCGAGCUUCCUACAGUCCAAGGCAAAGACCGAGAAAACAGCCGCCUCCUCCCAAUUUGAGGAACAUGAGCUGUAAAGUGAAGGCUAGAUUUGCUUUGGCUGCUACGUGGGUACGCCCCACGUGAAUUAGUGCCCAGCUGGCCGAGUGAGCCAGCUUCCGGAGAUUCCGGCUAUAGCCGCCAAGUGCUGCAGCGCACAGGCGGGAUUCUUUUGAUUCUGUUCUCGGUUUGCAUAGCCGCCGAGUACCAGCCGUUUUGCAGGCACGCAUUCACUAGAUUUGUGGAUGGGUGCGUGGACAAUGUAUAGCGCUACAGGGAAGGCCAAAGCUUGUCGCUGCAAAGCACUUGCUUCCAGAAUGUCAGCGGUGCAAAGAGGUAUUCUAGCAACGUAGUGAUUGAGCCGGGACAGUUGUUAAAUACUGAG